AUGGAGUCACAAGAAUCAACCUUUCCAGGUGACAAGAGGCCUGGAACCACUGAUGUUGAGAACAAGCCUAACAAGAAGGCUAAAACUCGGAAAGGCUUAAACUUUAGAGAGAUAAUGGCCUUUCCUCAUAAUGAUAUCACUGCCAUCAGUGGGAAAGUACAGUCUUGGAUAAGGCUUUACAAAAAUGAUCAUCGUGAUGCUGCUCGGGUUGAACUCUUCAAUCUCAUACUUGAGGCAUGUGGACUGGAAUUUCCUAAGAUUAAUGACAAAGGGCUGGUCAAGUGGUAUCCCAUCAACAAGAAGAAUUUGCAAAGAUAUCAUAUUGAGGAUGUUCGUUGUGAUAUGAUCCGGUUCAUUGAAAGUGGGGUGGUUAGAGACUAUGACACCCUACAAAAUGAGUUCCCACAUAUCAAGGUUCAUCUCCAAAAUUUUUGCCAUAAUUUGGUCAUGUGGUCUCACAAUGAGCCACUUUUUUUUGACACCAUGAAGGACUGUCUGGAUUGUUUUACCACAUUUUCAUGCCAUCUCCCAAGCGGAUACAACAAAACUGCUAUUUGGAUGGCUCUCCAAACAGUCAGUUCUUUGUUAGCUAUAGCCACAAAUCUACGUGGUAAAGGGAAGAUUGAUCAAGACUUGAAUGAUUUGGAACAGAUGGUGAUUCAGUAUUAUCAGGGGUUCUUUCUUCGGGUCUAUAAAGACAAUGACCAGGAAAUUCGGCGCUCAUGCUUAAAGGAAUUAAAGAUGUGGACCAGAACAUACCCAUCGAUCUUCUUGAAGCAAGCAUACCAGGAAUGCCUUCAAGAUAGCCAAAAAUUAGCAGAUCAGGAUGCCAAUUAGAAAUAGCAUAGUCAGAUGAUCAAUGAGAUCAAUACUUUUGUGAAUGUGUAUGCCAUUUGGCCUUUUGAAAACCUUUAGAGGUAACUGCAUAUC
Messenger RNA from Rosa chinensis, 930 nucleotides. RefSeq lists its product as uncharacterized. Gene Ontology annotation, biological process: sister chromatid cohesion. The record is from RefSeq and is a predicted model, not a curated record. Gene Ontology annotation, cellular component: cohesin complex; nucleus; chromatin. Gene Ontology annotation, molecular function: chromatin binding. The transcript is spliced from 6 exons. Bases 1 to 837 code for a protein of 278 amino acids. Lineage: Eukaryota; Viridiplantae; Streptophyta; Magnoliopsida; Rosales; Rosaceae.